Messenger RNA from Cooperia oncophora, 240 nucleotides. The record is from the annotation of a GenBank genome assembly. Lineage: Eukaryota; Metazoa; Nematoda; Chromadorea; Rhabditida; Trichostrongylidae.
AUGGCGAGAACCACUGUCGGAAAAUAUCGGAUUUCACCUUGUAUGAAGAUCUCAGCAGACCACAUUCUCCUGCGCAAUAUAGGUAUGCUCAUUUGUCUGUUGAUGUUGAUUUUCACAGAGAAUCCUUUCACAUUGCUGUGGGUGAAUCAGGUGUUGCCAAACUUUCCUGGCUUUGCCGAAGCUUUUCACUGCUCUCCAGGAUCCAAGAUGGUUUCAAAGGAUCGUUGCUCCAUUUGGUGA